AACCAUUGGAAUUAAUAAAGAGAAUAGCAAAAGCGGCCUCUCUCCUCCUCUCAUCCUCUUUCCUCUUCGAAGCGAGACCAGGGACGGCUCUACCAAUAUCGCGCCGCUUCGCUUCUCAAGUUCUCACUCCACUCACCUUACAACCCAACCCCUAUAUUUUCUUUUUCUUGUUUUUGUCUGGAAAAAGGGAAUUGUAAUAAGUGUUUUGAUGAGCGAAGAAGAUGGAAAUACAAACUUGUGGGAAACCAAUAGACUCAUUGCUGGAGAAGGUGCUUUGUAUGAACAUUCUAUCUUCUGAUUAUUUUAAAGAGCUUUACCGGUUGAAGACUUACCAUGAGGUCAUUGACGAAAUCUACAACCAAGUUGAUCACGUCGAGCCUUGGAUGACCGGAAACUGCCGUGGUCCUUCCACCGCCUUUUGCCUUCUCUACAAGUUCUUCACUAUGAAACUCACUGUCAAGCAGAUGCACGGUCUCUUGAAGCACACUGAUUCCCCCUACAUCAGAGCGGUAUGUGUUCAUGUAUUUUACAAACCAAGGUUGGAGUUUCCUUAUUUCUUUGAGUUACUGAGACUUUCAGUUUCAGAAGCUAAGGUUGGAUUCCUCUAUUUGAGGUAUGCUGCGGAUCCAAAGACUCUGUGGAGUUGGUUUGAACCAUAUGUCAAAGACGAAGAGGAAUUCUCUCCUGGAUCCAGUGGACGAAUGACUACAAUGGGUGCAUAUGUGCGCGAUUUGCUUCUUGGACAGUAUUACUUCGAUACCCUCUUUCCGCGAAUUCCUGUUCCUGUAAUGCGCCAGGUUACUGCUAAUCUUGAUAAGAUGAAUCUUCCAUCCAAGCAUUCGGGUGUGACAGGAGAUACCACCCGGCAUGGAUCUGAUGAUACUGCUCGACGUCCUCCAUCAGUGAAAGCUGCUCUUUCUGUCUCUUUUGGUCAGCGUGCUCCUCAUCGUGCCUCAACUAGGGAUUCCUCACCUGUUCGUCGCACUCUUCCACCACCUCCUCCUUAUGACAGAUCCACCACUGAGGAUGUACGAAGCCGACGCAGCCAGAGUCGUGAAUAUUCUGACAGAGAGCAUCGUGACAGGGAUAAUGAAAGGGACCGGAAUAGAGACAGGGAUAAUGAAAGGGAACGGAAUAGAGACAGAGAUAAGGAAAGAGACCGGGAGCGUGAUCGUGAUCGUGAAAGGGACAGAGAUAGGGACCGAGAAAGGUACAAGGAGAGGGAGCGUGAUCGGAUCAAGGAGAGAGACAGGGACAGAGAAAGAGAUAGGGACAGAGACAGGGUCAGGGUCAGGGACAGAGAAAGAGAAGGGGAUAGAGAAUCCAGCUAUGAUUAUGAUCGUAGGUCCAGAUAUGGAGAAAGAGAAGGCCGAAGGGACUAUGAGAAAAGUGACCGUGAUGGUAGCAGACAUUAUCGCAGUAGAAGCCGGAGCCGCAGUCGAAGCAGGAGUAGAAGUCAUAGCUUGCAAACUGCAGCUGUGCCUUAUUCAAGCCCACAGAGAGAUGCGAACAAGGAAAGGACAUCAGCAUCUAGCAACCUAGCCAAGCUUAGGAACAUGUACGGUGAUUUAGGCAGUCAAAAAGGGGAUGGUGGUACGGACAGGGCUACUGGAAGCAGCAAUGGUGGUGAAGAGGUUAUUAGACUUGGUGGUUCUUCUUGGAAAUAGUUGAAAGAGUUUCGAUAGCCAUUUCUUUAUCAUUGUGUUAUCUUCAUUCAGGAUCAAGAUAGCUAAUGAAGUCUUUCUUGAUUCUCAUUGGCCCCUCGUAUUUUUCUCUUUAAAAGUAGUCGAAGAACAAAAAAAAAGUAAAGACAAUUUGGUAUUAGGGGGAUGAGUAAUGUACCAAAACAUGUAUACUAGAUUUUUUAAUUAUUAUUUUAUAUUGAGAACCUCGUAUAUUUGGACAGUCCUUAAA
Molecule: messenger RNA, 1914 nt
Organism: Humulus lupulus (European hop)
Lineage: Eukaryota; Viridiplantae; Streptophyta; Magnoliopsida; Rosales; Cannabaceae
Product: pre-mRNA splicing factor SR-like 1
Exons: 6
Coding region: 222-1667 (481 amino acids)
Cellular component (GO): precatalytic spliceosome
Source: RefSeq, a predicted model, not a curated record